CCCUUUCUUUGCCAUCUCUUGGUUCGAAGGUAUCGGUAAUUUGAAUGCGUCUUCUGUUUCCCACUCCUGUCAUCACGGUCUUGAAUCUGAGAAAGCAGUCAAGCGAUCGAAUCAACGUAAUUAAAGACACAACCAGUGAAGGAAGAAAUGUCGGGAGUAUCUCUUGCAGUGGCUCCUCGGUCGGAGCCUGACAAAAGCAGCACCUCGGCAACAAAACCACCCCAACAGGAGCAACAGGCUGUGAUGGGUGGUGUGAUGGGAUCACUGCGCGUGAUAGAGCUCCAGCUCGUAGCAUUUAUCAUGGUUUUCUCAGCUAGCGGUCUCGUCCCACUCCUUGAUCUACUCUUCCCUGCCUUGACAACUGCCUAUCUUCUAGCCCUUGCACGCUUCGCCUUCCCUUCCCAUGGCACUACUGUCAGUUCCGGCUCGCAGGAAAUUUUCCACGGAAGCAAAUUCUUUAGGUUCUACGUGGUUGUGGGAACAACAAUAGGGCUGUUCUUGCCGCUGGCAUACGUCCUGGGUGGUUUUGCCAGGGGAGAUGACCAGGCAGUCCGGUCAGCCACACCUCACCUCUUCUUACUCUCUUUUCAGAUACUCACUGAAAAUAUUAUUAGUGGGUUAUCUCUGUUUUCCCCACCGGUGAGGGCAUUGGUACCGUUGCUGUAUACAGUUCGGAGGAUCUUUGUUAUCAUUGAUUGGGUAAACGACGUGUGGGUUAACAAAACACUGCCUGCAAAUGCACCAUUUAAGGAGAUUGCAUGGUGUUGGUUUGGGAGGAGCCUUGCAGUUGCCAAUCUAGUAUAUUUCUCAAUCAAUAUGUUUGGUUUUUUGAUUCCGAGAUUCCUUCCGAGGGCUUUCGAGAUGUACUUCAGGGAGAGGGAUGAGAUCCACGCCAAGACUGCGGAGGAUAAACACUCUGCUGCUAUCAACAAGUCCCAACCAAAAGAUAAGAAGGCUGAUUAGUUCGAUCUGUUAUUUGUUUGUGCCCACAUAUAGUAUGUUAUAUAUCGAUAGUUUUUGUUACUACGUACACUACUAUAUAUGACUUUGUUUUUAAA
Molecule: messenger RNA, 1058 nt
Organism: Alnus glutinosa
Lineage: Eukaryota; Viridiplantae; Streptophyta; Magnoliopsida; Fagales; Betulaceae
Exons: 3
Coding region: 148-963 (271 amino acids)
Source: RefSeq, a predicted model, not a curated record